UUUUUUCGAUCCUCGCUUGACAUGAGGCUGUUCCAAGCAAACGGUGCUCAACUGAAGGAACUCACGACCCACGAAAUAGACUGUUUAUCGUUUGACUCGAAAAAAAGCAACGAAAAGGUUGUUCAAGUGUCUCUGAAUUCGGGAACAGUUCCUUCUGGUGAUUACGCAAGAAGAGGUAAAAGAACAGUGAGAAAGAGAAAUAACGUGAAGAAAGUUGAACGCAGUGGAGAAAAGUUGCCAGUUGAUGUUGUAAGUAAUGAGUUAUCACAGAGUGUCGCAAAUUCGACUCUAGUUCAAGAGCGUAUUGCACAAGUUCCCGACGAAGAUAGUGUAAUAGAGCCUGGCGCAGAAGAGUUGAAGAGAAUCGAACGGGAAUUUUGUCUUGAAAAGAUGUUUACUUCAAAAGGAAGAAAUACGGAAAGUUUGAAGCACCAUGGAACUGUUUCUGGUUUUCAGAAAAGUAGGGAGAACGGAGUCGUGGACUUGAAGAGAGUUGAACAAGAUAGGAAGGAAGUGAAAAAAAGAAACAAUAUUGAUUCUUUUUCGCAAGGGUCGAAGGAUAUUGUCGGUAGUGACAAGUUAAAUGAAGCUCAGUCACCAUGGAGAGGUUCCAAAAGCUUCCAAAAAUCAGUUUCGCCAUCUUCAUUUAUAAGUAAUUGUCAUGUGAUUCCCAAGCUGAGUUUUGAAGAAGAAGUUGAUAUUUGUAAUCAAAUACAACUAUUAAGGACUUGGGAAAGAGAGCGUGACCGUGUUAGUGAGUUACUUGGUAGGAAUCCUACUUUAGCUGAAUGGGCGGAAGCUGUUGGAUUUUCCGAUUCAGUUGAGUUUGCGAGAAAGAUAAAAGGCUUGAGAGAAUCCAAGGACAAGAUUAUCCAUUCCAAUUUGCGUCUUGUUUAUUACAUUGCUCGGUUCUAUUCAAAGUAUGGUCUUUCUCUUCAAGAUUUGAUGCAAGAAGGAAGCAUUGGUCUCAUUAAAGCUGCAGAACGUUUUGAUUCGUCAAAGGGAUUUCGCUUUGGUAGUUAUGCAAUUUGGUGGAUCAAAUAUGCGAUGACCCGAGCUUUAACUGAACAGACACGACAUUGGAGAAUUCCUGCGUAUUUUUACGAAUUUAUGUCAACAAUUCGUCGUACUGAUAGCAAAUUGACUGCAGAGUUGGGAAGAGAACCAACUCAAGAAGAAGUGUUUAAAGAAAGUGGUCUUACUAUUGAACAGUUUCAGACUGCCAAUAGAUGUCUUCUUCAUUCUUUAUCUUUGGAUUCUCCUUUAUCCUAUGAAUAUGGUGAUAAGCGUACUACAUUGGGUGAUACGGUUGCUGGAGAUGUUUUACAUCCUGAAGAUGAAUUAGAGAAUAAUAUGUUGCGCAGAGAUUUGGAAAAGAUUUUAGAGGUAACUUUAACUCCAAGAGAACGAGAUGUGAUUAGAAUGCGGUUUGGCUUAGAUGAUGGAGCUUGUAAGACGUUGGAUGAGAUAAGCAGUAUUUUUUGUGUGACACGAGAACGGAUAAGACAUUUGGAGCUGAGUGCUUUAAGAAAACUGAGGCAUCCUUAUCGUUGUAUUCUUUUGAAAGACUAUGUUUCUGUGAAGAACAAAGGCCUCGCAGACUUCUUUUCUAGAAACAUCUCCGAAGAAGGCUUAGAUAACACAGAGUAUUCCUGAUAGUAUUUUUCCUUUUGUUUUGGAGUUAACUUUUGGAGGAUGACUUAUUUUAGUCUUGUCUUUCUUAGAUGUGAAUAUAUAGAUAUGUACAACGAUAUAUAUAUAUAUAUAUAUAUAUAUAUUGCGAAGGAUCGUUAAGUUUUGCAAAA
Messenger RNA from Galdieria sulphuraria, 1805 nucleotides. RefSeq names its product RNA polymerase primary sigma factor. Gene Ontology annotation, molecular function: DNA-binding transcription factor activity. Gene Ontology annotation, biological process: regulation of DNA-templated transcription; DNA-templated transcription initiation. Bases 22 to 1656 code for a protein of 544 amino acids. NCBI's taxonomy places the organism in Eukaryota, Rhodophyta, Bangiophyceae, Galdieriales, Galdieriaceae. The record is from RefSeq and is a predicted model, not a curated record. The transcript is spliced from 3 exons.